Molecule: messenger RNA, 1126 nt
Organism: Lentinula edodes (shiitake mushroom)
Lineage: Eukaryota; Fungi; Basidiomycota; Agaricomycetes; Agaricales; Omphalotaceae
Exons: 3
Coding region: 303-953 (216 amino acids)
Source: RefSeq, a predicted model, not a curated record
UUUGAGCGCCAGUUUCCAAAGUGUCAACAUCCGAAGCUACUGGCUCGAGUCUAUCCUGGGACCACCUACGGGGAGUCGUGUAUCAAUCUAUCUAUCUAUCAGGAUGCUCCAUCUGCUAUAUAAAUGACAUCAAUCUCAACAAUCGACUUGUUCGUGGAUCACCUGAACCCCACCACCUCACUAUAGCUCGAAUCCGCAAUCUUUCUUUGCUGGUCAAAGAAAAAAGCAUACCGUUUUCAUCUGUCUCGCAACUCAAAAUCCUGUCCCACAUCUGCCUCAAAUCGCUUUUUUUCAUUCUCGCAAUGCUUAGAUUCUUCAAUACGCACUCAGCUCGCCCCUGUUGGGUCGCUCUCAAGUUCCGCUUCACCUUGAUCUGUGGUCUCCUCUUCUUUCUUGCAGUUACAACAGCAAUCCCACUCGUUACAUCUAACCCGCUCGAGGUCGAAGUGGGUAAUUCUGCGGAAUCGAUCGCUUUGAGUCUCCGGACUCGCACCGAUACAUUCGUUACUCGCAGUGUUUCUGUGGAAUUCACUGGCGGUGUUAAACCAACCAUGCGCAAAACGGAUCACAGGGAUAUACAGGGUGCUGUCCAUAUUCUUCUACAAGCCUCAUUACCUGUGUUGGACGAAAACGCGCACUCGAUCAGCAUCAUUGAAUGGGCGCAGUGGCCCAAGCGGCCCAAUCCUACUCGAAGUGAUUCGGAGGAGUUCACUGUCAGAUUGGAGCCUACAGGACUUUCCAAACUGAUCAAGAGCCCGACCGUGUAUAAGGGAUACUUGUGGCUCGAGGAUGGCAUAGUCAGCGGUCGCCUGACAAUGCCUCCUAGUACUAGUAGGGAAGUAUUCUCCAGUAACGCCAGAAAGAUCAUUAGUGGUGAGAAAACAGUUGCCGAAGUAAUACACGGAGUUCUGGUAUAUCCAAAGGUCCGUAUUGUUUACAAGUCUACAAGAUGAUAUUCAUUUGUGUCCUAAAAUUACCUCCAUUAGUCCUCAAUACGAAGCUGAUAGGAUUCAGACGAAAUGAGGCCUGGCGUUGGCGAAGCGUUGGGGCUUGUAGGGGCUUGUUGAUUCUUUGUACAUACUGUAGUUACAUAAAUUUUGAUUCAAUACACUAGACUCCGAGCGCC